AUGGGACAACAAACUGAAAUAUGGACAUUUGUUUUACAAGUAUGUUUUGCUGUGGUUGGUUUGAUUAGCAAUGGUUACAUCACCAUCCUAAAUGCAAAAGUCUUGAUUAAGGUGAGACGCCUGUCUAUGUGGGAAAACCUGGUCACCACUCUGAGUUUUACUAACCUUUGUCUCCAGAUCACUAUGGCAUUUAAUGAUAUUUGGGCUUUUUACUGGCCACAGUUUUAUAUUUUGGAGCGUAUUGCUAAACCGUUCUUUGUAACUGGGCUAUUUCUGGUUUCCUCCAGCCUCUGGAUCUCAACAUGGCUUUGUGUCUAUCGCAGCAUGAAGAUCACAAACAGUCAACACAAAAUAAUCUUGUGGCUGCAGAAACACAUGCCAACAAUUGUUCCCGUGCUGAUCAUUGGGUCAGUCCUUCUUGCAAUGGUGCAAAGUUUCUCAGGGAUAAAUGAUUUGUUCGUUGUGUAUCGGAAUAUGUCAAGCUAUCAAGACAAUGUGUCCAAAAUUGCAGUGGGAUUCGGCAGCAGAUGUUUUUGUACAAUUUGGCUCUAUGUUGAAUUUUCUUCUGAAGCAUUUAUUCUUUUUUUGCUUGCAACAUUGACUAUCCUAAGCUUCCUGUGGAAACAUGUGAGAAAUGUGAAGAGAGGUACAAAUAUUAGGGGGAACCAACAACUUUAUAAAAUAUUCCAAGCAGCCAGAACAGUAACAUUACUUCUUCUCCUGUGUGUUACCUUUUAUGUCGCUCAGUGUCUCCUAUACACAAAUGUAGCUGCGUAUGGGACUCUCCUAAAUACAAUUUCAUUGUUGUUGAUCUCUAUGUUUCCAGCAUUGAAUGCUGUAAUCUUAAUAACAGGCAACCAAAAACUUAAGCAACCGUUGAUUGAGAUUAGCAAAAGGUGGUUUUCUGUAUGUAAUAAUAUUGUGUAA
Messenger RNA from Pelobates fuscus (common spadefoot toad), 927 nucleotides. Its product is annotated as taste receptor type 2 member 119-like. Gene Ontology annotation, cellular component: membrane. Gene Ontology annotation, molecular function: G protein-coupled receptor activity; bitter taste receptor activity. Bases 1 to 927 code for a protein of 308 amino acids. Lineage: Eukaryota; Metazoa; Chordata; Amphibia; Anura; Pelobatidae. Gene Ontology annotation, biological process: G protein-coupled receptor signaling pathway; sensory perception of taste; detection of chemical stimulus involved in sensory perception of bitter taste. The transcript has a single exon. The record is from RefSeq and is a predicted model, not a curated record.